Molecule: messenger RNA, 957 nt
Organism: Cylicocyclus nassatus
Lineage: Eukaryota; Metazoa; Nematoda; Chromadorea; Rhabditida; Strongylidae
Source: the annotation of a GenBank genome assembly
AUGAAGUUGUCGCUUUGCUUCGACGAAAGUUCCUCUAAGAUGGAGACCAAUGUAACAGCAACAAAUGGCACGCUACUUGAGAACAUUUUUGCUGUUGAUUUCCAAGAACCCUCCACUUCGACUUUUGUCAGCGUGUCUCCACAUUCACGCGAUCUUCUCAUUGGAGAACUGCCAGAGAUUGACCCUAAUAACAUCACUGGUAUGGCCACAACUACUAAUGCCACGACGGAAAGUACGGGUCUCGAGGGUUUUUUCAGGACAGUAGAGUCAAUGUUUAACGAAAGUGCAUGGAUUGUCUACACCGUUAUUGCCAUUGUGACGCUGCUUAUCAUCUGCAUUAUUUGCUUCAUUUUUAUGUGGAUAGUGAAGAACAAAAAAAGAAUUGUACAACAAGAUGAUGAUCCAGUACUAGCAAAUGGUUACAAUGGCGGUAAUAGCUGGACAACGUGUUGCUUAUGCUGCCAAGCGCCGAACAAGCAGAGCCAACUUCAAGCUCGCCAAAAUUCGGCGAGUAAUCUGGACCCAUAUAAACGGCCUCCACUACCGCCAAUAGGAGCAAAGAACGGGCCUUACAUAAGCACAUUCAACAGCACUGAGGCAUUGGAUAACCUGGCCCGACCUCCUACAGUGGAUGAGAAUAGCCUAGCUAUCAAUAUAAAUAGUAUCCGUGGAGUGCCGCAUGUACACCUGCAGCCAGAGCAGUACCGUAAUCUGCCUCCGUUGAAGAUGCAUAAAUGAACUGCUCAGCAUAUCUAGCGCUUUGUGCUUUCCACAAAUACUGAUGUUUUCGGGUUCUGAAAUCUCGACUUAUUACGAGCUCAUGAUUCUCAGCUUUGAUGCCAUGUGUAUUAUGCUUAAAUUUACAUUGAUUGGUCUCUUGUUUUAAUGUUUCGAACUCUAAUUUCAGAAAAGUAUGUGUUGUGUUAUAGUAUGCCUGUACAUAUAAAAACAUUGAUG